Molecule: messenger RNA, 207 nt
Organism: Colletotrichum destructivum
Lineage: Eukaryota; Fungi; Ascomycota; Sordariomycetes; Glomerellales; Glomerellaceae
Exons: 1
Coding region: 21-197 (58 amino acids)
Source: RefSeq, a predicted model, not a curated record
CACAGCGCAGCGCGACUGAGAUGUACACGCAAGCAACGGCACGAAGCGUGCGCGGCGCAUUGCAGUAUUCACAGUCCAGCUUUCUGACGACUACACACUCUGAUCUACCCUACUUCUACUGUCAGUCACGACCCGCAGCGGCAGCACCAGCUUGCACUUUUUCCCGGUGCCCGGCAUCCGCGUAUGCGGCCAUGUGAUGGAUGUGAC